GGCCAUUAUGUUUUAGUUGUGAAAGUGAAAUAAAAAUAUUGAAAAAAUGUGGAGGCUGAAGAUCGGCGAGAGCGGGAGGGAGCCUUACCUGUUCAGCAAAAACAACUUCUGCGGGAGGCAGACAUGGGAGUUCGAUCCCGACGCCGGCACCGACGAAGAGCGGGAGGAAGUCGAGGCCGCUCGCCGUCGUUUCUGGGAGAACCGACACGGCCGUGUUAAAGCCAGCUCCGACCUCCUCUUACAGUUCCAGUUUCUGAGGGAGAAAAAUUUUAAGCAAACCAUUCCAAGAGUGAAGGUAGAAGACGGAGAGGAGAUAACGUACGAGGCUGCGACAGCUGCAUUGAGAAGGAGCGUUCGUUUCUUUGGGGCUCUUCAGGCCAGCGACGGCCAUUGGUGUGCUGAAAACUCCGGCGUCAACUUCUACACUCCGCCUCUGGCCACCUCAACACGGUAUUAA
Linum tenue is the source of this 457-nucleotide messenger RNA. NCBI's taxonomy places the organism in Eukaryota, Viridiplantae, Streptophyta, Magnoliopsida, Malpighiales, Linaceae. The record is from the annotation of a GenBank genome assembly.